This is a messenger RNA of Trifolium pratense (red clover), 2175 nucleotides long. RefSeq lists its product as uncharacterized. The coding region runs from base 894 to 1874 and encodes 326 amino acids. NCBI's taxonomy places the organism in Eukaryota, Viridiplantae, Streptophyta, Magnoliopsida, Fabales, Fabaceae. The record is from RefSeq and is a predicted model, not a curated record. The transcript is spliced from 8 exons.
AAUCCUAUUAUUAUUCCCGUAAUAAUACAUUAAAAAAAAAUAGAGAAAUAAAAUCUGGGCAGUUUCGUGAGAUCUCAACCGAACGAGCGAGGGUGAGUGAGGUGUGCAAUCUGCUUUACGUUCACAAUAACAAAUUCAUCAUCUAUCUAUCUAAGAGGGGCGAAGUUAGAACGAUGAUGUUGCCGAUACUUGCUUUGAUUGUUGCAAUUUUCAUUCCAAAUGGAGUUUUGUCAAUUCCCUCUUCCACAGUUCCCGCAUUUCUUUGGUCAUCUCAUUAUAACCUGUAAUUCAUCUCUUUAUGGCAUUUGAUUCAUGUCUCUGCGUCGCGAGUAGUUAGAAUUAAAGUUAGAUAUAGCUAGAAACAGUAGAUUUGUUAUAAUUUAGGAGAUAGAAAAGUUUUCUGGUUUUCCAAGGGUUUAGGAGAUGAUGAUAGUAAAAGUCGUGUGGCUUGAUCAAUCUCUUUAUGCUGUUUCAUUCAUGUCUGCGUCACUAGUAAUAAUUAGAAUUAUUAGAUAGCUAGCAACGCUAGAUUUGUUUUAAUUUAGGAGAUACAAAUUUUUUGUGGUUCUCCAAGGUUUAGGAGAUGAUAGUAGAAGUCGCGGCGUGCGUGGCUUGAUCUACCGAGAUUUAGUAAUAAUAGUGUAAUUCUAAUAGAUCAGCAGUUUUAGGUUUCUUUUCAGAUUGGCACCACAUUUCGUUCAUCACAGACAUGGUCAGGCUGGGGAUAGGUUUCAUGGAUUAUUCAACAAAGUUUCAUUCUAUAAUUUAUGGUGGUUUUUAAGAUGUAUAGUAAGUAGAGAAUGAAAGCAGAAGAUAAUCUGAAAACAUAAACCAGGUUAGAAUGAAAAGAAGCCGAUAACCAGAAAAGAUAAACAGGGUUAAAAUGGAAAAAUAUGCAACACCCUCAUCUUGUUCUUGUUGUGCUUAGUGGUAACAGUGUUAAUAUGCUAGAUGCUUCAUGUUUCAUGUUUACAUUAUGUUGUUCAACAAAUCAGAAAAUUGUUUAUAUCUUUUUGGACCUCUGCAGAGUCUCAGACAAUGGAUUGAAGGAGUCUGUUAAUUAUCAGGUCAUUUCUCCAAAAGACCUAGCAAAGUCUGUUUUAUCUGAAGCAGGCUGGUCAAAUUUUCUGUGCAAAGGGAAGAAAUCUCAGGAUCCUCUCGAUCUGGCACUUCUAUUUGUGGGUGGAGAGUUACAAUCUUCAGAUUUAAGUUUGAACAAGCAUGCAAGCUCAGCUCUUUCAGACUUGCUCAAGGACUCUUUUGUUAGAUCCAACACUUCCAUGGCAUUUCCUUAUGUUUCAGCAUCGGAGGAUGUGAAUUUGGAAGAUUCAUUGGUUUCAGGCUUUGCUGAAGCCUGUGGAGAUGAUUUAGGAAUCGGCAACGUCGCUUUCCUUGGAUCUUGCUCCAUGGGUAAUGGAAAUCAUGAAGAAACUCCAGCUUCACGCUCAGUUCAAGCCUAUUUGACCAAGAGGAUGGAAGAGAGUCACAAAGGGAAAACAGAUUUGGUUGUGUUCUGCAAUGGACAGUCUCAAGCUUCGAAAGAUGUUGACAGAACACAAUCUGAAGGUGAAGUUCUAUCUGAGCUUAUCAGCUCUGUAGAGGAAUCUGGGGCAAAAUAUGCAGUUCUUUAUGUGUCAGAUAUCUCGAGGUCAAUCCAGUAUCCUUCUUACAGAGAACUGCAAAGGUUUCUAGCAGAAAGUACAACAGGGAAUGUAUCAACCAAUUCUACAGCAUGCGAUGGAGUCUGCCAGCUUAAAUCAUCGCUUUUGGAGGGACUUUUUGUGAGCAUAGUUUUGUUAAUAAUUUUGAUAUCGGGGCUUUGCUGUAUGAUGGGAAUUGACACUCCAACAAGAUUUGAGGUGCCACAAGAGUGAUGAUCCAUUUGUCAAAGCUAAUAAUUCUCUGGUGCUGGGUCUACUGCAUUAAAAUAUUACUGCUAUAUUAUUUUGCGAUUUUUACGGAGGCUCGGAUGAAUGUCCUGUAAUCUUUUAUUCAUUUCAGGGACUUAAAUAAUGUGUACUACCAGUAUAUAAAGUAAAACAUCUAUUUUAGGUUUUAGUUUUGAUCCUGCUGGUGUUGUAAAAUUUUAAGUAAGAAGAAUUCACAGUAUUUUGAGUAUUCAUUCCUGUUUUCUCAUCUAGUAUGGGACUUUCAAUAAAUUGACAGUUGUUUUUA